Molecule: messenger RNA, 1361 nt
Organism: Anastrepha ludens (Mexican fruit fly)
Lineage: Eukaryota; Metazoa; Arthropoda; Insecta; Diptera; Tephritidae
Gene: Cpr30F
Product: cuticle protein
Exons: 2
Coding region: 279-686 (135 amino acids)
Cellular component (GO): extracellular matrix
Source: RefSeq, a predicted model, not a curated record
UUGAUUUGAAUUCGAAUUUACAAAUAAACGCUAGAAAUUGUUGUUGCAAAGAUCAAAUAUUAGCGCUAGUUGUACUCAAAUCGAUCGCAGCCAGAUGAAAAUUUCUCAACCACCAGACAUGAUCGGUCACACAUAUAAAAGUUGGCAAUUAAUUGGUCAGAAUCAUAGUGCAGCUCUAGAGUUUCGCGAGUACAAACAAAAUUCGUUGGUACAGUUGUUAGAAAGAAGCACUGCGUAUUCGAAGUCACUCAGAAAAAUCCUUUACAAACACAUCCAAAAUGUUCAGCUUAUUCAGUCUAUUUAUUAUCGGUUUGGGCGCCGCUACCGCAAUUGAAUUGGGUCAUGCGCCUUUGUUGCUCAAGCCGGCUCUGGUCAAGACCGUCGAAGUUGAGGCGCCCGCCCAUUACGAGUUCUCCUAUUCGGUGCGUGACGAUCACACUGGCGAUAUUAAGAGUCAAACGGAAUCGCGCAAAGGCGACAUUGUACAGGGCCAAUAUUCAUUGAUCGAUGCUGAUGGUUACUUGCGCACCGUUGACUAUUCAUCAGAUGCACACAAUGGUUUUAAUGCGGUGGUACGUCGCGAUCCGCUCGGUCAGAAGGUCGUCAAGGCUAUUGCACCAAUCGCCAAAGUACUCGCUCCUGUAGCCUUAGCACCAAAGUUGCCAUUACUCGCUGGAUAUCACUAAAAUAAGCUGGAUCAAUGAGGAUCAUUAACCAGGCGCUACACAAAAGAAACAAAGCGGCAGUGGGCUGGUGGAUGUAAUCAAAGACCAGCGCAUUGUCACAUAACCAAAUCAUCGAUAAAUCAUUAAGCCAUGCAUAUUUUUUUUAAUCAGUCGAUUUUACGUGUAGUCAAACAUACAUUUAUAUUUAGAGUUUUUGUUUUUAAGAUGAAAAUAUUUUAAUUUUCACUCAACAGCCACAAAUCAUACAAUCACAACCGUAUUUGAUCACACGAAAAUGGAAAAUCCACAAAUGACUAUAACUGACAUUACAAAUACUGCAUGCCACCAAACAUGAGACUAUUAUGGCCACCACCUCGUACCUAACUCAACACAUUCUAUACCAGUAAUAUUUCAUACACAUGCACACCGCACAGACUUAAAUAUUUUUUUUCCCCCUGUUUCCGGGAAUUUCUGCGAUACUAAAGUACAGUUUACUGGAUCAUCUCGUUUUGAUUUUUUGCCAUUCUGACACUCAUCUAACAUAACAUUGUUAUUCGUACAUCUCCUUUAACGGUGAAACUUUUAUGCUUGUAACUUUUAUUUUAUGUAAAUGUUUAUGUUAACAUUAACAAUCGUAAUUUGUUGUAUAGAAAGCACUUAAAGCAUUUUGUAAUAAAUCAGAAAUGCAGUUAUAAA